ACAGCAAAGUCGCCCGGGAAGCCAAAACUGAUUAAACUUGCAGGGACUAGGAAACAAAUAAAGAUGAAGAUUGCAGAAUAACUAAGUUGACCAAACAGACGUGGCAGAACAACGUUCGUACUUAUCCAUCAAUCCAGGGGGUGCUUCUCAUCUCAGCCGUCGUCUAUAAAUCUCUGUCAUCGGGAAGUAAAGCGCAUAUUUCGUUUUCUUAGUGCGAAAAAGCACACAUCUUUAUACACCAAGCUUGUAAAUUUUUGUAUGAUAUAAGCUGAAAUCAAUGAAGGUUUGUAAUUGGGGUUUGGGAUUUGGGUAAUUGCCACUGUGCAUAUCAGGGUUGUUGUUGGUCCCUUUCAGUCUCCCGUUUUCCAUUUUCCACGGAGAUAAAGAAAAAGAGGGGAGAGGGACAAGAAAUGAGCAAAGAUGAUGGUGGUGCAGAGAAUACAGGGACGAAGCAAUCACGGCCGCCGGAUUGGCUGACCAACUUCCACCGUGAUCUGAUGGCCGGGGCGGUGAUGGGUGGGGUGGUGCACACGAUUGUGGCUCCGAUAGAGAGAGCCAAGCUGUUGCUGCAGACCCAAGAGAGCAACAUGGCCAUUCUUGGUGGAGGAAAGACCAGAUUCAAGGGCAUGUUGGAUUGUAUUGUCCGCACUGUUAGAGAAGAAGGCAUCUUGUCUUUGUGGAGAGGCAAUGGCAGCAGUGUUCUUCGUUAUUACCCUUCUGUGGCUCUCAAUUUCUCCCUCAAGGAUCUUUAUAGAAACAUGUUAAGGAGCGGAAGCUUAGAUGGUCAUUUUUUGUCUGGUGCACCUGCAAAUUUCAUUGCUGGGGCUGCUGCUGGUUGUACAACAUUGAUUAUAAUAUACCCCCUGGAUAUUGCACAUACCCGCCUUGCUGCUGACAUUGGAAGAAAUGAAGCCCGUCAGUUUCGAGGAAUCUACCAUUUCCUGGCUACCAUUCGCCAAAAAGAUGGGAUUCGAGGGAUUUACAGAGGUCUUCCUGCUUCGUUACAGGGAAUGGUUGUUCACCGAGGACUAUAUUUUGGAGGCUUUGAUACAAUGAAAGAAUUCUUAUCAGAAAAUUCGAGGAAAAAUGAGUUGGAGUUGCCACUGUGGAAACGAUGGGUUGUGGCUCAGGGAGUCACGACCUCUGCUGGGUUCUUGUCAUAUCCACUGGAUACAGUUCGGAGGAGGAUGAUGAUGCAGUCUGGCUUGGAACAGCAGAUGUACAGUGGUACUCUGGACUGCUGGAAGAAGACAUAUAGGAAAGAAGGAGUAGUUUCAUUUUAUCGUGGGGCAGUUUCUAACAUGGUUAGGAGUACUGGCGCAGCUGCCAUCUUGGUUUUAUACGACGAGGUCAAGAAGUUCAUGCAUUGGGGCAGAUUAUGAGUUUAUAACACGAGAACUUGUGGUCUCUUCCCUGUCACUUCAGCUUAACAGAAGGAUUAGAGUAGUAGAUACUAGGAUGAAGCAAAAGGGAAUUACAGCAGGGAUAUCAGAGUUUUGAUGGUGUAGUUUUGUAACAUGCUGUGGUGACAUUCUUUUUGCCCCAUUGCUUUUUGAGGCUCUGGCAAUAACUCGCUGAUUUUUACGUCAUGACAAUAAUACUGGAACUAUCAUUGGUAAUUCUUAU
Molecule: messenger RNA, 1626 nt
Organism: Argentina anserina (silverweed cinquefoil)
Lineage: Eukaryota; Viridiplantae; Streptophyta; Magnoliopsida; Rosales; Rosaceae
Product: probable ADP,ATP carrier protein At5g56450
Exons: 2
Coding region: 411-1382 (323 amino acids)
Biological process (GO): mitochondrial ADP transmembrane transport; mitochondrial ATP transmembrane transport
Cellular component (GO): mitochondrial inner membrane
Molecular function (GO): ATP:ADP antiporter activity
Source: RefSeq, a predicted model, not a curated record